AACGCCACCCACACCAUUCUGUCAAAUCGUGUCAAACGCAGCGGUACUCGGUUUCGCUGUGGCCGUCUUAUAUUUUAACACGAUCAAUGAUUUUGUUAUUGUUGUGACCGCACGAAAUGAAAACAUUUCAGACGUCGCGUAGUUAAAAUAGAAUCAGUGUUGUCCUAAAUUGAAAACGUGUUAAAAUUGUCAUGAAAUAUCCGUUUUGGUUUUGCAAAAUAGAUCGUUUGGCAAGGUCAAGAAAGUCUGGAGUGCGUGGGAACUGAUGCAUUCUGUUGUACUUGUUGUAGUUUCUGGUGGUUUGCAGUGUUGUGUUGUUGGUUGAUAAGCGGAGUGUUCGCGAUGGGGUCUACGGGGCUCACAUUGGCAGACUUGCCAAAUAUUUUUAUUAUGAUCGGCGCGCUGGUCGCGCUGUUCGCGAUGCUUGUUAUACUCCUCAGGAACAUGGAGUUUAUCGGCAUAGUGGGCGAGGGUAGGCACCACGACGCGUGGGCGAUGCAGCCCCCGCGGCUGCUCAUGCAGCGCGUGCACAUACCCUUCACGUUCAAACUGGAGGAGAACCACUCCAUAGGCUACAGCGGCGUAAGCAGCGUCGUGUCCUCCACAGUGCGUUACUACCACGCAGCCUGGUGGGGCGCGCCAGUACGAGAGUUACACGCAACUCUGUGGGGAUCCCUACCGCAGAUCCUCGCCUCGCCGCACCUCAGCUUCACCAGAAGCAACCCACAUGACGAGCGGCCUCUACGGCUGAGUUCAGAGGAGCCACUCCAGCUGGGACCGCCGCCUCGAACCUGCUACCCUCUAGUCGUGAUCCUCGCGCGCGACCCGCGCGACACCACUGAGCUACGGCCUGAUGACACGGUAGCAUUGGUGAGCGUGGUACAUAUUCGCGAUGACCAGUGCCCGCUGCCGAGCGGCAUCAUCGCGCAAUAUCUCAAGCAAGCGAACGGGCAUCUCUCCUGUCUCAAGCAACUGUACGUGACGGGCGAGCAAUGCGACCCGUCCGAGCGGUACGCGGGCGCGGAGUCUGCGUUGUGCUGCGUGUGCGCAUCCGCGCCGCUGUCGCGCGCACUGCUGCCCUGCAGACACGCCUGUCUCUGCGCACACUGCCUGCCAAAGCUGGACAAGUGCCCGAUGUGCCGCAGCGCGAUCACGUCCUACUUCUGCAUCCGAAACGACGAGGAACCGCUUUCCGAGCUCAAGCAGCAGCGGUUCCCGUUCAACAGGCGGCUCUUCAACCUGUUCCACUACCACUAGUGGGACUAGUUCCAUCACUGGUAACAUCACGUCCUACUUCUGCAUCCGAAACGACGAGGAGCCACUUGGAGCUCAAGCAGCAACG
Messenger RNA from Cydia amplana, 1342 nucleotides. RefSeq names its product cell growth regulator with RING finger domain protein 1-like. NCBI's taxonomy places the organism in Eukaryota, Metazoa, Arthropoda, Insecta, Lepidoptera, Tortricidae. Bases 343 to 1257 code for a protein of 304 amino acids. The transcript has 7 exons. The record is from RefSeq and is a predicted model, not a curated record. Gene Ontology annotation, biological process: negative regulation of cell growth.